Molecule: messenger RNA, 564 nt
Organism: Pelagomonas calceolata
Lineage: Eukaryota; Pelagophyceae; Pelagomonadales; Pelagomonadaceae
Source: the annotation of a GenBank genome assembly
AUGGCGCGAAAACGCCCACGCUGCCCCGUCCGGCCCGCCGGCGCCGCGAGCAUGGGCCUCCGCCGGCGCUGGGCCGGCGCCGUCCUCCUCUGCGCGUGCCGCGCGGCGGCCGAGGAGCAGGGCCUGAGGCGCGCCGGCAAGGAGCGCGUCCUCGGCGUCGGCCUGGGCGUCUUCCUCCUCAGCUUCUUCUUCAUCGCCAUGUGCGCGCUCUGCUGGGCCGGCGCGCUGCUGCCGCAGGAGCGCGGCGAGCAGUGGAUCUUCAACGUCGUCGGCACGCUCGGCUUCGGCGUCGUCGCGUGCGUCCUCUUCCUCGCGGACGAGCGGCCCGAGUACGCGAGCGAGGAGCGGGCCGAGCGGGAGCACGACGACAACCUGAUCGGCCUCAUCGUCGUGGCGGGCCUCCUGGCGUGCGCCGCGGCGUUCGGGCUGGGCGCCGUCCUGUGCUACCACGUCUGCGCACCCGUCGAGGCCCCACUCGUGCAGAAGCGGCCGGCCGGCGACCGGCAGGGCCUCUUCGACGCCUCGGGCCAGUGCGUCGCUUCGCGGCCGGCCUUCACGGCGUAA